Molecule: messenger RNA, 3876 nt
Organism: Porites evermanni
Lineage: Eukaryota; Metazoa; Cnidaria; Anthozoa; Scleractinia; Poritidae
Source: the annotation of a GenBank genome assembly
AUGGAAAAGAUCGUGGAGGAAGCCAAAUACACUUACAGACGUAAAGAAUACCAGCAAUGCAUAGGGUAUGCCAACGAAGGGCUUCGCCUCGCCAAGGAUAUGGGAGAUAAGCAAGGAGAGGCAAGAGCGUGUGGUCUUCUGGCAUGGUCAUAUUACUGGUGUGGAGAUUACGAAGGAAGCAUAAAAUUCGGGAAAGAAUCAUUAUGUACUGCCAAGGAUGCUGGGGAUAGGUUACUAGAAGAAGCAGCGGCUGGUGUUCUAGCCAGGUCGUAUUACAUGGUUGGAGACUACAAGCAAAGCAUCGAAUACGGCCGUCACUCACUAAGUAUCACCGUCAAGGAUUUGGCGAAAACGGUACAAGAAGGAGAUGUGGGUAGUGUUCCUUAUGAACUAAGCCCAGAAUAUAGCGAAAAAGCGUUGAGUAUGGGAAAUAAAGUUCGGGAAGAACAUGCAUGCUGUGUUCUAGCUUGGUCGUAUUUCCGCGAUGGCGACUUUAAACAAAGUAUAUAUUACGGAAAACAAUCACUUUCAAUCGCUACGGAAUUGGGGGGUAGGGGACGGCAAGCAGCGGCGGGCGAUGUUUUGGCGUGGUCGUAUUAUAGGGUUGGAGACUUUGAACAAAGCAUAGAAUACGGUAAGCAGUCACUAAACAUUGCCAAGGAAAGGGGGCUCAGCUCACGGGAGGAUGAUGCAUGUCGUGUUCUAGCUUGGUCUUAUUUUGAGUUAAAGGACUAUACACACAGCAUAGAGUACAGCGAACAAUCACUGCGUAUUACCAAGAGAAAUAGAGAUAGGGUAGCGGAAGCAGAUUCGUGCGGUGUUCUCGCGUGGUCUUAUUAUGAGGUAGGAGACUAUGAAAAAAGUAUUGAAUACGGCAAUCAAUCAGUGAGUAUCGCUAACAAAGAACCUGACGUGGAACAAAGGGUGCGAAUUGCAGAUGCGUACGGUGCUCUGGCCUGGUCAUAUUACAAGCUUGGUUGCUUAGAACAAAGUGUACAAUACGGCAAACAAUCACUAAAAAUUGCCAUGGAAAAAGGAAAUAGGGUACUAAAAGCAGAAGCGUGCCGUGUUCUAGCAUGGUGUUAUUUACUGCUUGGAGACUCUACACAAGACUAUACUCAGAGCAUCGAAUACGGUAAACAGUCACUAACUAUUGCAAAGGAAACAGGGAAUAAAUUGUGGGAGGCAGAAGCGUGCCGUGUUCUCGCCAGGUCGUAUUAUAAAGUUGGAGACUUCAAACAAAGCAAAGAACACGGCUCACAAUUGCUGAGUAUUGCCAAGGAAGAGGGAAAUAAGAAAGUGGAAGCAGAGGCGUACGAUAUCCUAAUGACUUCGCAUUUGCUAGACUCAGACGUGAGGGCUAAUGAAUUUGAAGGAACUAUGACAGAAGCUGAAACCCAGGCCACAGGAGGACUUACUAACAUUAGCUCAGGUAAAGCUUUUACCAUUUAAACCAUAUUUUUCCCUCAUUCAGUGAACAAAAAUUGGUUUUGCAUUGGUUUGUGAAUGGCUGUGUGGAAUUAUAUGAAUCGCUUGUGUUGUAUUGAGUUAAGCUGCAACAGAAUAGCCAACUGCAGCACUAAAACUGGAUGUAAUAGUUGUGUUAAGAUAAUACACCAUAUAAAACUGUAUUUUGUAGGUAGUUGCAGAAAUACGCUUGCGUUCCCAGGCUGGCCGUUUUACUGCUUGGAGACGAGUAAAUCAGUCAAUAUUAACUCAUUGUCCCCAAGUUUUUUUCGGCUGCUUCGGGGCUCAACCACCCCAUAAAGUUAAUAAGGCUCACUUAUUAUCAGUAUUAACCCUGUUCAGACUAGGUGGGGCUUUCGAGCCCCGCCCCCCCCCCCCUGAAUUUUUACAGUGAAGAAUUUUAAAACUGCUCAAGCUAUAAUCACUAAACUUAGCAACAUUUCUUAAAGUUUAAGUGGAAACCUUUUAAAUGUUGAGACAAUUACAAUGUACGGUUACCUCGAUCUGAAAGGCCUUUGAAUAAAUUAUUUCAAAAAGGCGGAUCCCAGAUGGUGGAUGCUAGAAUAAACGAAACUUUCAUUAAAUGCAUUCUCUGUAUAUCGCUAACACGCAAUUUUUGACUAAAAAAGCUGUUUGUAAUUUAUCACGUAAGAUUUUUCACCCAAUUUUAUUUAGAUUGAGAAUAGAGAGGGGAGGUGUGACGUCACGAAACCAUGGUAGCAAAAUUUUAAGCAACAACGACGACAACGGCAACGAGAACGGGCAAGCAAACGAUACGUUUAUAUUAGCAAAACAUUAACUUGGAGCGUGCAUCAUAUUUUUUUGUACAUUUCCUAGCCGUCGUUGCACGACUACGACUUGAAACUUCCUAAUUUCAAGCGCCCAUUUAUGGAGUACGUGAACCCAACAGAAAAAGAAUUUCUUUUUCUUUUUCUAAACUUGGAUGUGGUCCUUUCGCAUUUCAACUUUAUCCUCAGAAUAUUCGCCAACAUUUGACAAAUUAAAUGAAAUGAAGUUUGAAACAGUGUGUAUGCAGUUUUUAAGUGACGUUUUUGGUUUGAUGACAUCCAGAAUUUGUACUAUACCAUUGCAACGUGACGUAACGACUUGCAAUGGCCUUGUUGGCUCCUCAGCAUGUACCAACAACAUUUUUUUUGCCGAAAAAUAUGCCUAAAGACCCUUCCAGGCGGCACUGUAGCGCUUGUGAAAAGUGACGCCAUGGGCAAGAAAUGGUUUCAUUUGUUGCAGAAUUAAGCAAUUUCGGAAGUUUCAGUCCCUUCUUUUACUUUAAAUGACGCCAAUGAACCCACGUCCCUGCAAUUGUGUGUUAGCCUACUUCAUGAUCGUAUCCUAAACAUUCCUAUUUUCAUUUCUUUUCAUUUCAUAUUUAUAUCCAUUUUUGCGUAAAUAAAAUAGAGGUAAUAUAUGAAAGUUCGCACGUAAACGUUAACGUUUUAAAACAUUGCUUCCAUUACGCCCUGAUUGCCUCUAUCAUCUAUUUGAGCACAUAAAGUUAACGCCCGUACGCAAGUAAAUCUUACGGGACAGUGGCCAUAUCUUGAGCCAUCUAAUAAGGUUUUCUUCUUUUGCGCAGCUGUAUUCCCUGGUUUUCAUCCUGGUACAGACAAAGAUUAUAAGAUGAUAGCUAUCCCAAGAGGAAUAACGCUGAUUGUUAACAACAAGAUUUUUGCCAGCGAAGCACAUCCACCUCGUCACGGGUCGGAAAAAGAUGUUGAUCAAAUUGAAACGUUGUUUACUAAGCUCGGUUUUGAGGUACGAAAGAGAGAGAACCUUUCAAGACUACAACUCUUAAAGGAACUUGAUGAUGUUGCCUGCCAGGAUCACAGUGCUUAUGACUGUUUUGUGUUGUGGCUCAUGAGCCAUGGCAGAAGUGGUGAGGUGUUCUGUUCUGACGGUAACACGAUACCUAUUCAGACUCUUCAUGAUAUGUUGAGCGAGUGCAAUACGCUAAGGGAUAAACCAAAGCUGUUUUUCAUCCAGGCAUGCAGAGGUGACGGAGAAGACGAGGGGGUGUCUGUUUCCGCUAAUACCGGUAUUUCAUCUUACGAACAGCAUAGUCCCAGCCAAGUUGAUUCGCCCAUUGAUGCCGUGAAGAAACCUACACCCAGAGUCCCCACACAUGCAGAUUUUCUGUACGCAUUUUCUACAGUCGAUGAGUAUGUAUCGUACAGACAUAAGGCUCUAGGAAGCUACUAUGUUCGCGGCCUAGUUGAGGCAUUCCGUGAACGUGCGGUUUAUGACCACCUUCUCGAUAUUUUAACAGUAGUCAACCAGAAAGUCAGUACCAUGGAAGCCAACAUGCCAUCGGUGGGGAACAAGAAUGAAAUCAAAAUUUUAAAACAAAUGCCAGAAGUUAAACAUACCUUGCGCAAAAAAGUUCGUUUUUAG